UUCUCAGCAUGCUGAGUAACCCUCUGGGGAACGUCCUGGGGAAGCCCCCGCUGGGUUUCCUGCCUCUGGACCCCAUUGGCUCUGACCUGUCAGAAAAGUUUUCCACACCAACGCUGAGAAACUCCCGCCUGGAUUCCCGCUCUCUCCUGGACUCCCGCUCCAGCAGCCCCUCGGACUCGGACACCAGUGGCUUCAGCUCUGGCUCUGACCACCUCUCAGACUUGAUUUCAAGCCUUCGGAUCUCCCCCCCUCUGCCCUUUCUGCCCCUCAGUGGGGUGUCAAGAGACCCCCUAAAGAUGGGAGUAGGGUCCCAGAUGGAUCAAGAUCAAGCUGCCCUGGCUGCAGUAACUUCCUCCCCUGCCAGUGCAUCAAAAAGAUGGCCUGGAGCAUCGGCGUGGCCUUCCUGGGAUCUUCUGGACUCUCCAGAAGAUCCCUUCAGUAUUGAAAGAGAAGCUAGGCUUCACAGGCAAGCAGCAGCUGUGAAUGAAGCAACCUGCACCUGGAGUGGACAGCUGCCUCCCCGAAACUACAAGAACCCUGUUUACUCCUGCAAAGUGUUCCUGGGAGGAGUCCCGUGGGACAUUACGGAAGCUGGACUGAUCAACACCUUCCGUGUGUUUGGCUCCCUGAGUGUGGAGUGGCCUGGUAAGGAUGGCAAACACCCACGCUGCCCUCCCAAAGGAUAUGUCUACCUGGUGUUUGAGUCAGAGAAAUCUGUGCGUGCUCUGCUCCAGGCAUGCUCCCAGGACUUGCUAAGCCCUGAUGGGCUCUCUGAAUACUACUUCAAGAUGUCCAGCCGCAGGAUGCGCUGCAAAGAGGUGCAGGUGAUCCCGUGGGUGCUGGCAGACAGCAACUUUGUGCGCAGCCCGUCGCAGCGGCUCGACCCCAGCAAGACUGUGUUUGUGGGGGCUCUGCAUGGGAUGCUCAAUGCAGAGGCGCUGGCGGCAGUCAUGUACGACCUGUUCGGAGGGGUGGUCUAUGCUGGCAUUGACACGGACAAGCACAAGUACCCCAUUGGGUCUGGCCGUGUCACCUUCAACAACCAGCGCAGUUACCUGAAGGCUGUGACUGCUGCGUUUGUGGAGAUCAAAACCACCAAGUUUACUAAGAAGGUUCAGAUUGACCCGUACCUGGAGGACUCCAUGUGUCAAGUGUGCAGUGCCCAGCCUGGCCCCUUCUUCUGCAGAGACCAGAUCUGCUUCAAGUACUUCUGCCGCUCCUGCUGGCACUGGCAGCACUCCAUGGAGGUCCUGCGUCACCACCGCCCGCUGAUGCGCAACCAGAAGAACAGAGACUCCAGCUAA
Nestor notabilis (Kea) is the source of this 1304-nucleotide messenger RNA. It is a transcript of the gene CPEB1, whose product is annotated as cytoplasmic polyadenylation element binding protein 1. NCBI's taxonomy places the organism in Eukaryota, Metazoa, Chordata, Aves, Psittaciformes, Psittacidae. Gene Ontology annotation, cellular component: synapse; nucleus; cytoplasm. The annotation marks the transcript as partial. The transcript has 9 exons. The record is from RefSeq and is a predicted model, not a curated record. Gene Ontology annotation, molecular function: mRNA regulatory element binding translation repressor activity; mRNA 3'-UTR binding; ribosome binding. Gene Ontology annotation, biological process: negative regulation of cytoplasmic translation.